CUGCUAGAUGUUUGUUUUGAACGGUUUGAUAAUGAGAAUGUUCUCUUUAUUGUGUUGUUUUCGAGGCAGACCAAAUUUUUUUAAAAAUGUUUUUGUUGUGUAAUAAAUAGAAAAUAAAUAAAUGUAAAAUAUUUUCAAUUAUUAAAGCGUUUGAACAGUACACUUGAUAGCAGUUUUAUUUAUUUUGUAUGACUUAGCCGGAUCGAUGAAAUAUUUACAAUGUUCUCUCGACACAAAUUUAUCUCACUGAAAUCAGUUUAUCUGUGCGGUUUUCGAACAAAUUUUACUAGCAGAGGAGAAUUAUAUAAUAAAUGUUACCUGGUUCUUGGCGUGACAGAACAAUCUGACCAAAAUACUGUUCGCCAGGCGUAUAUUGCACUUGUUAAAAAAGUACAUCCGGACAGUGGGCACCCUGAGGCUGAUGCACAAAAAUUUCAAGAAGUAGAUGCGGCAUUCCGAAUUUUGCAACAAAAAUUCGCCAAAUCUCGUCGAGGUAUCGUUGAGGAUAUGCAGGAUAAGGUUAAAGUAUUUGACAUUCGCCACACAGCUCCUCAGCAUAGGCAAUACCUUAGCUUUGAUGGAAUAGGCAUCGGGACACCGUCACAGAGGCAGAAGCAAUAUCAGACAGUUCGUGCGCAGCGUGCUCAGGAGAGAGUGCUAGAGCAUCGUAUGUCUAAGGCACAAGCUUCCGAGAUGGCUCUCAUGAAAAAGGGAGAAUAUUUUAAGAAGCAUGAAAUCAAGACCAAAUAUGGGUUUGACAGAGUUGUUGAAGAUUUAAUUCAAGAAGCGAUGUCAAGAGGAGAUUUUAGCAAUUUGUCCGGGUUCGGGAAACCGUUGCCCGACCAUCAAAGUCAGAAUCCAUAUGUGGAUUUUACCACAGCAAAAAUCAACAAUAUUAUGCUGGAUAAUGGAUUCACGCCUGAAUGGAUAACGCUGCAGAAGGAAAUUCGCGAGGAUACAACUGAAUUGAACAUCAGUUUGCUUAAGGAACGAGGAAUGCUAGGCGAGUUUCCGUUAAAUCAACAGGAUGAGCUACGGUGGGAUAAAGUUUUGGAAACUCACGAAACUAUGGUUGAUAGGAUUAAUAAGAGAAUUGAUAAAUUUAAUUUGAUAGUACCGGUUUUGAACAAACAGAUGAUCCGUGUAGACUUAUUAAAAUUAAGUCGGAAAAUUCUUGAAACUGGCAAACACAAAGGACAAAUAGAAAAUGUAGACAAGUUGUUUUCACCUGUAAAUGAAACACAGGGCGUUAACAAACCUAAAAACAUAUUUAGUCUCAUUGGGUCGUUGUUAAAAUGAGUUGAAGAAAAAUCUUCAAGGUUUUUUCAAUAAAUUUUGAAAUAAAAAUCACGUGAUCGUCUACAAUUGAUAAACCAGUAUAUAAUUCAAACAGACAAAAUUAGAUGUUUAUUAAAAACUUAUUUAUUCUUCAAAGUGAUGAAUUAAACGAUCAAAGACUAAGAAUA
This is a messenger RNA of Malaya genurostris, 1466 nucleotides long. Its product is annotated as dnaJ homolog subfamily C member 28. NCBI's taxonomy places the organism in Eukaryota, Metazoa, Arthropoda, Insecta, Diptera, Culicidae. The record is from RefSeq and is a predicted model, not a curated record. The transcript has 3 exons. Bases 220 to 1299 code for a protein of 359 amino acids.